AUGGACAAUGUAAACUUGAGGGAUAAGCAUAAAUCUAUGAAUAAUUACGAUGACAAAGCUGAACCUGAAGAAAUGGUAGAAGAAUGCUGUGGAACUACGACUGAGGUCGUAACCGAUACGAAAAACGAUUGUUCUUCAAAUUAUCAAUACAUAAGGAGCACAAAACAAUCAAGAAAUAUGCGGCGUCACAAUGGCUCAGCCAUUAGUUCAAUGAAACCGAUGUCAUCAAAUGCUGCACUUCAGGAUGAUUUUGAUAUGGAUUUGGAUCUAUAUGCAACCACAACUAUCUGCACCACUAUACGAGAUUCCAUUUUGUCUGACUUAAAUAUCGGCAUCACAACUGGCACAACUGACUUUCCACCAGAAACAACCGCACCGAUAUUCGAUUGCAUUGUGCCAGGUCUUUUUGCUGACCCAGCCAACUGCAAAGCGUAUUAUGAAUGCGAACCACGUGCCGAUGGAAGCGGUUUAUUUGCCCAACAUAAAUAUUGUGAUACAGGAAGGACAUUUAUACAAAAGUAUCACAAUUGCGUAUUAAAAGGUACAAUUCUUGAUGAAAGUACAGCAAAACGUAAAGAACAUGUAGCUGCUAAUGGGAAAUCAAAAGACAGUGCAAUAUUAGAAAAUGAUGACGAAGAACACUAUAGUGAAGAACAAUUAAAUAAAAAUAAACGAGAUGUCUAUGAUUAUAAUGUCCCAAAAGAUUCUUCGAAUUCAUACCGUGAGGUUCUCGAGAAAGCUCGCAAAUUGGUUAGUGAAUCACAGGAACUGGAUCAAGAAAAAUCACAAGCAAAUAAACCUAGGGCCGAUUCAACUAUUUAUGAUGAUAAUUCAUUUACAUGCACUGAAUCUGGAGAAAUGCCAGAUCCAUAUGAUGAAACUGUGUUUUAUAUAUGCCGCAAGAUGCGAGGAUCACCGGGGUACUAUACUACAAGAAUGAUUUGUCCGCCGAAUACGUCUUUUGAUCCAUUAAGAAGAAUAUGUUCAAGUACGCAGAAAAGAAAGAACGAGAUUCGAAGGGAAAAAAUUCGGAAGCGGAGGCAAAGCAUCAAUUUAGAAGAUAUACAAUCCAAAACUAGCGCAUUUGAUACUUUCAGUUGCGCUUCGGAGGGUAGAUUUCCGGACAAAUUGGAUAGAAAUUCAUAUUACUUAUGUUUCAAAAACGCAGGAAAAUUUAAUGCUAUGCAUAUGAAGUGUCCCAAUGAACAUUAUUUUAGUGGCUAUGACAAUUCAUGCUUGACAGCGAAAAUAAAUAUUUACUUUAUUGAUGAGAAAAAUGUAGUAUGGGAAAACUUAUCAAACAAACUUAAAUUAUUUCAUGUAAAUGAUGUUUUUAUUUGCCCACAGAAAUAG
Molecule: messenger RNA, 1353 nt
Organism: Ctenocephalides felis (cat flea)
Lineage: Eukaryota; Metazoa; Arthropoda; Insecta; Siphonaptera; Pulicidae
Exons: 11
Coding region: 1-1353 (450 amino acids)
Cellular component (GO): extracellular region
Molecular function (GO): chitin binding
Source: RefSeq, a predicted model, not a curated record